Molecule: messenger RNA, 1178 nt
Organism: Xenopus laevis (African clawed frog)
Lineage: Eukaryota; Metazoa; Chordata; Amphibia; Anura; Pipidae
Gene: polr3g.L
Product: polymerase (RNA) III (DNA directed) polypeptide G (32kD) L homeolog
Biological process (GO): transcription by RNA polymerase III
Cellular component (GO): nucleus; RNA polymerase III complex
Source: RefSeq, marked provisional
UUGGAACACAGAUUAGUCGACUGAGCCGGCACAGAGUUCUAUGUGUCAUUCAUCAGCAGGAAAUUAUAUCAGACUGAAGUAAUGGCUGGCAAAGGGAGAGGAAGGGCUGCCUUCACAUUUGACAUCCAAGCAAUUGGCUUUUCAAGAGGUGAAACUCUGCCAGAGACUCAGCUAACACCCUUGCCAAUCUUUCCUUCUAUAGAAUACAAACCUGUACCACUGAGAAUAGGAGAGGAUCAAGAUUAUAUGCUCGCAUUAAAACAAGAAUUGCGAAAAACGGUGAAAAGUCUUCCAUAUUAUAUGGGCGUAAAAGCUGCAAAACAAAGCAUUGAAAGGUACAGUAUAAAGUAUGAAGCUGAGGCUGAAAGAAAAUUACAGAUGGAAUGGACACCAGACUGGCGAAUUCUUCCAAGGGAGAUGAAAGCUGUAAAGCCCAAAAAGAAGAAGAGCAAGACCAGUACCAAACAGGCAAAAGGUACUAAACCAGACUCUGGUGACAUCUUGAAAAAAAUAGAGGAACUGGAGAAAAAAGAUGAUGGCGAAGAGAAAUCGGAUGAAGAAAAUGAGACUAAAAAGAAAGCCGGGGAUGAGGAAGAAGAGGAGGAGGAGGGUGAGCCAGAAAUUGAAGAGGAAGAAGAACAUGAGGAUGAAAAUGAUUAUAUUGCUUCCUAUUUUGACAAUGGAGAUGAUUUUGAGGGCAGCGAUGACAAUAUGGAUGAAGCUACCUACUAGAUGUUUAAAUACAUGGAUAUACAAAAGACUUUUUUUUAUUUUUAAGAGCGUCUGACUAGAUACAUUUGUGUACUUAGUUCCACGUAUAGUGUUUAUCAGCCCAAGCAACCAAACUUCUAGCCCUUCAUCUUAUCAGCACUUAUCUUUCAGGUGCACUUGCUGUGCCACCAUCUGUGUAUCCAGUUCAACACUCAUUGCAUCUGGAAUCUCCAAAUGAUAAACGAAGACCAUGCACUGAACAUAAAGUACUGGCACAGUAUGAUGCUGACGUACAUGGAAAUCAUACAGCUGCAAAAGCUCUAUACAGACCAGGAAGCUACGUUACCUUUUCAUGAUUUAUAGGUUUUCCAUAUGUAUGGAUUGGGAAGUCAUUUAUGUAUAGUUAAUGUUAAAAGUUAUUGUACUGCUAAAAAUAUCACUCAUUAAAAUUAGUUUCAUGAAAAAAA